Molecule: messenger RNA, 5227 nt
Organism: Bombina bombina (fire-bellied toad)
Lineage: Eukaryota; Metazoa; Chordata; Amphibia; Anura; Bombinatoridae
Gene: APBB1IP
Product: amyloid beta precursor protein binding family B member 1 interacting protein
Exons: 14
Coding region: 66-2030 (654 amino acids)
Biological process (GO): signal transduction
Cellular component (GO): plasma membrane; cytosol
Source: RefSeq, a predicted model, not a curated record
UGCAGUCAAAGCUGGAAAGGUUUAAAGUUUUAAAGAGAGAGAUCACAUUUAUAAAAAAAAAAAAGAUGGAGCAGACUUGUGAAGAUAUAGACGAAAUGUUUAGCAACUUAUUGGGAGAAAUGGACUUAUUAACUCAGAGUUUAGGGUUAGAAACACUUCCACCCCCUCCAACAAAGUCAGUAUCUGACAUGAAUUUCUCUGUUGGGUUUAAAGAUUUAAAUGAAUCAUUACAUGCACUUGAAGACCAUGACUUUGAAGCAUUAAUGGCUGAUCUAGUUGCUGAUCUCAAUGAAGCUGAAAUUAAUGUUUCUGCUCACAACCACCACACAACUUCACUUGCGCAUACAGGAGUCAAUGAUUUUGUAGAUUACUUCCCGGAUGCUCCUGAAACUCUGACAACUGGUUCAGAGGAAGAUAUUUACCCACUGCCACCACCAUCCCCUCCUUUACCAGAACCAGAUUUUCCUCCACCUCCACCUGACCCCACAGAAACAGGAACUCCGGAAGAGUCAAAAGCAAAAGCUGAUCAAAUUAAACUUGCUCUGGGCAAGAUGAAGGAAGCCAAAGUUAAAAAACUUAUUGUCAAGAUUCAUAUGAAUGAUAGCAGCACUAAAACCUUAAUGGUAGAUGAACGGCAGACAGUAAGAGAUGUAUUAGAUAAUCUUUUUGAAAAAACUCACUGCGACUGCUCCAUUGAGUGGUGUUUAUAUGAGGUACUCCCUGAACUACAAAUAGAGAGGUUCUUUGAAGACCAUGACAAUAUUGUUGAAAUCUUAUCAGAUUGGACUCGAGACAGUGAAAAUAAAAUUCAUUUUUUAGAAAAAAAAGAAAAGUAUGCUGUGUUUAAAAACCCUCAGAAUUUCUAUCUGGCAAGAAAAGGGAGCUCUGAUUUGAAGGAUAUGAAUGAAAAAAAUAAGAUCACUUUACUAGAGCAAAGUUUCUGCGGAGCGUCGGUAGUUGUGCCAGAACUUGAAGGGGCUCUUUAUUUGAAAGAAGAUGGCAAAAAAUCUUGGAAGAAGCGAUACUUCCUUCUACGAGCUUCUGGGAUUUAUUAUGUACCGAAAGGAAAGACUAAGACAUCUCGUGACCUAGCAUGCUUCAUCCAGUUUGAGAAUGUGAAUGUUUAUUAUGGCACUCAUUACAAGAUGAAAUACAAAGCUCCAAGUGACCACUGCUUUGUGCUUAAGCAUCCACAAAUUCAGAAGGAGUCACAAUAUAUAAAAUACCUGUGCUGUGAUGAGCCCUGGAUUUUACAACAGUGGGUUACUGGUAUUAGAAUAGCCAAGUAUGGGAAGGCUUUGUAUGACAACUAUAAGACUGCUGUGCAAAGGGCAGGACUAGCAUCUCAUUGGUCAGCUCUCAGCACAUCAACUGUAUCAACCUCAACAGGAUCUUCACAAGGAAAUGGCCAGAUCCCGCAGAGUGUAACCACCGUCAGCACCACAUUCUCUGAGGCCUGGAAACGAGGCGAGACAGCCAAGGAGAAGAAUGUAGAUGAGGUCAGCAAACCUGAAUCAAAAAACUCAACUCCUAUGUUAACAAAAUAUCCCCCACCCACACCAAUAAGGGUAUCAUCUAAUAUGCCAGCCCCUACGGUGCCUUCACUGCCUGUUAAAUCAAGACAAGUAAACUGUGAUGUCCCACCUCCACCAUCAUUUACAGCCCCAGAUCCUUUGGAGUUUGGUGAUGAAUUCCUGCCCCCACCACCUCCUGACUUUAUUGAAGAACCCCCUGAUUUUUUACCUCCUCCACCACCUUGUGCAGCUACAUAUGCUCCUCCUUCCAAAUUAACAGAGCCAUCAAGCUUCAAUGCGCCAGCUCCUCCACCACCUCCUCUUCCACCUCUAAAUAACACCCAACAUCAGCCUGUAGUUAAGAAGAUGCCUCCUCUUCCUCCAAAAAGACAGGACAAUGCAGGAACAAUGUCAAAGGAAACAUCCAAUGCAAGUGCAGGAGGGGGAGGUGAUCAACCAGAUUUUAUGUCGGAUCUGAUGAAAGCUUUGCAGAAGAAGAGAGGCAACACAUCCUAAAUGCCACCAAUUAUAUGUUAAUGCAAUAUACAGAAGAGUGCCAGUAUUGAAGGGAACCGAACACAAAGACCAUUCAGAAUGAUGAUCAGGAUAAUUAACCUCAAACCAACAUUAAGCUUUAACUAAGGAACAGACAUUUUUACUGCAGUUUUUUUUUUUGCAAAUCUCACAAUUUGAUAUAUUACUCCAUGAUUUACAUGAAAUUCUUUUACAAUUCCUGGACCAAAUUUUAGUGUUUUGUAUUUGAAUUGUUUCUCUGUUUUAUGCUUCAUAGGUAGUUCAUUUAAAUAUGAAUACAGUUUACUGUAAAUACAAAACAGUAAUGCAACACUAUUAGACACUCUAAUAGAACAGUGCACAUUUUACAUGAACAUGUAUUUGCCUUAGAUAUAAUCUGUAGAGAAAUUAGUCUAAAAUACACAAUACUUACUCUAAAUUUAAGUGAAUUAUAUAAAUAUAUGUAUUGUUCAGGGACAUUGCAUGCAUAUAUAUCUGACCCAUAUGAAAGAGUAGCAUUUAAACAUGUUGCUUUUUUGUAUGAAAAUUUCUGAAGGAAAAGCUAUUGAAAUUGUACCUAUGAACCAAUAAGAAUUAGCAGGAGAUGCUUAUCAGACAUCAAGCAUUAGCAGGAGAGGUCUAUCAGACAGCGAGCAUUGGUAGGAAGUACGUAACUGAUACUGCUUUAUUAGUUCCGAUUAAAAUAGCUUUUAUUUGACAUUUUGCAGGGAAAAACCCACCAACAUAUUUAUAUAUUUUUUUCAUAAGAAUGACAGAAAAUGUUUAUUUAAAUAUUUUAGUUCCAAAACCUGUGCCACCUAAUUAAAAAAAAAAAAAUCAAAUUAUUGACUAAAUAUGGAGCAUUAGUGUUUUACUAAAUGUCAUAUUAUUCAUAUGUAUUUACAACAGUAUUAUAAUAUUGCUCGACUCUAUGAAUUGCUCACAUUAGUCAGUCACUGAUUUUUAAAUGCUGUACAAUAUCCGCAAUCUGAGCUCUAUGUCUGCAUAUGUUCACAGUAUAAGGAUACAGUCCAGGAUAGACCUGACAGAAUAGACAAUUAUUAUCCCACGGAGGUCAACCGCAUCAUAUAGGGGCACACACAGAAACUAAUUUGCAUAUAAAUAUGUAUGUGGGGAACGGGUAUUCAGCCAGUUACUAUCUCUCAAUCAAUAAGAUAUUCUGAGCGCACUCCCCUACUUUGCUUUGCCUUACUGGCUCCUACCUGGGGUUGGAUCGUAUCCUGCGCGCUCCAGAAGUAUAGUACCGCACCCGACUACCACUUCUGCGUCCUUGGAUGCUACCAAUGCUGUGUGCGGCUCCAGCCCCAGCUGUUGGCUAAAACGCCUUGCUGUCCGUCUCUACUUCUGUUUGGGGUAAUCUCUUGCUGAUCUGCUUCCCAACGCCUCAGCAGUCCUGUGUCGCCAGGAUCCAUAAACCGAGCUCCUCCCAACUCGUGUAAAGUAUCCAAAGAAAAGAUUAAAAUGAUCCUCUUUGCUGAUAAAAAUAUUCACUUUAUUUAUAUAAGACAAAAAUAUUUAUACACACAUAGUGCAAGACAAAUGCGGUCUUACGCGUUUCGGCUUAACAAUUGUGCCGUAAUCAUAGACCCUGCUACAUUUUCUACCACCUACGGUUUUUAAACCCAGGUGCAUAGUAGCACUACUCCCACUUAACCCUCUCCUCACCAGACCCUGCAUAGUAUACCAGAACAAUUGUCUCUAAACAUAUUGAAAUACAAAUAGGGUUGCAUUAGCCGGAUAAUCUCAUUAUAUCAUAUCUAGUUCGUAUGUUCAUCUUAAACGAUCUAAAUAUCCCAAUGAAAAAUAUGCAUUAUAAAUCUUAAAUCCACUAGUAAGCGUUAUAAUAUCCUAUCCAGAUUUUUAAGAUUCAGCAUUCAAACAUUUGAAACGAUUACGUGCUGAUUGAUGUAACACAUUUCUAAAAUCUUAUUAACAUUACAAACUCAUAACACUCUAUUUGACAACCACAGCCUGAUUGCUUUCAAAAUUAAUAAUUAAUAACCAUUCAUUUGUUGUUUCAGAGAAUCAGUUAAAUCGUACCUAUUACCUUAAAACUUUAUAUCACUUUAUUAUAGUUUAUAACCAUUUGCCUUAUAACUAGUGUUAUGAAGAUUAUUUUUUCAAAGUUCAUUUUCCUAUUCAUAUAUAUAGUUUCAUCAUCAUGCCAUAAACUUUAAAUAAUACAUCAUUUGGUUUAGUUUGUAAGACUCUGUCUGCAUGUCCCUGUUUUAAAUCUCCUUCUCUGGACAGAGAAAUGCAAAUUCUAUAGUAGAUAGUCUGAAGAUAAUGGGAAACAACAAGGCUUGUUGCCUGAAUGCUUUAACUGCAAAUGACAACACCAAUACUGUAUGCCUCUACAGACCUGCUUAAAAAUUAGUGAUUUAAUCUUGUAACUUUUACAAAAGGAAACAUCUUUUUGCAUUUUUUUUUCUUCCAAAGAAGUUACCGUAUAUGUUCUGUCUCCAAAACAAUGCACAAUACAUUUUUUUUAAUCAAAAAGUAUUUUCUCAUUUUCUGUCGGAUGGUCAAGUACUCUACUGAGCUAAAUAAUGCACAUAGCCACUAAACAUGUAAUAUGCACCAAGCUAUGUUGUUAAUAAGAACAGGUAUAAUGAUACAUAGGGUAAUCUAAUGUAACUUAAAUUAACUACACAAAAUAUUUACUAAAUUUCAUGCUGCAUUAUAACACUGCUUUUGUAAAAAUGCCAAAUGCCGAGGAGAUAGUCUGCAAUUCCUAGUAUGAAUUGCAUGAUUGGUUCCACAUUAAAAAAACAUAUUUAAUGAUGUGAUUUUGCUACAGUACCAGAUUUCCCUACUGCUCCUAGGCUAUAGUCUGUAUUAUGAAAUAUAUAAGGGUAGCAUGUCUCUUCACACCCCUUUAAAGUCUGGUAGAGCCACAUAUUGAGAAAACCAGGCAUAGUCUGAUUGACAGUGCUCAUACCAACACAACUGCUUGUUCCUGUUGGAAUUUUCCACACUAGUUAUGGGGUUUGCAAAGCUAUACACAAACAUGUGGCAUUUCAAUUUUCUGUAACUUAGGUAUGUUCCUUGUUUAUUUUUUCAUUAUUCUAUUUCACCUACAUAUUGUUAGAUGCAUGUAUUCAUGGAAAAAAUCUGUACAGAACAAGCAAAAGGUUUGAAAUGAAAACUAAAACAAAUAAUAAAAUUAUUUAAUUUUA